CAGUGCAACGUUGCCAUGAAGCUGACAGUGAUUUUCCUCUUAUUGCACUUGCUGCAUCACAUUGCGUGCGAAAAGUCCUAUGUGGUAACCAAUGAGCAACUUGAUGCCUUUGAGGGCGACUCCGAGUCGCUGGUGUCCUUUGACACUUUGCGAACCAUUGGCGAGGAGCGUGCGUUGAAUGGUUCCUUCUCCUUUUUGGGUGACAUGAACAACGAUGACUUCAAGGUCUCGGUGGAAUUGUAUUCGAGUCCCAAGAGCGAUGGCGACUACAAGCGCAUUGUGUUCGAUGUGCCGCCCACAAACAUUUGCGAUUGUUUCAAGAAGUUCUAUGUGCAGUUUGUGCAGCCAUCGGUCAGAGAGGGCGACAUCACAAAUUUCCCACUGGUCGACGAGGACUCGUGUCCCAUACCCCAAGGUGAAUUCUUCAUCAAGAAACUGAUAUUCAACAUCGAAGAUUGGCCCGAUCAGGUGCCGCGUGGUCUGGUCAAGGCGAUCAUCACGUUCUGGAACGAUGGCAAUAAUGUGGGUGGACUUAUUGUCGUGGUGCGUAUUGAGGAUCGCGACAGUUAAAGGGCGUGAAAUGUAUUCUAUUUUACUUAUAUACCAUAUCAUUUAGUUAGCUAGCAAUAAAGGUCUUUGAAAGCGAG
Molecule: messenger RNA, 647 nt
Organism: Drosophila albomicans
Lineage: Eukaryota; Metazoa; Arthropoda; Insecta; Diptera; Drosophilidae
Gene: CheA75a
Exons: 2
Coding region: 16-570 (184 amino acids)
Source: RefSeq, a predicted model, not a curated record